Molecule: messenger RNA, 1212 nt
Organism: Schistosoma curassoni
Lineage: Eukaryota; Metazoa; Platyhelminthes; Trematoda; Strigeidida; Schistosomatidae
Source: the annotation of a GenBank genome assembly
UACAAUUUGAUAAAAGUUUUUAAUUUCAAUAUUUUCUAAAUAUAAAAAUAAUAAUUUCGAUGGUUGAGAUUAUGAGUCAAUUGACGCUAGACUACUAUGAGAAACCUGGAAACAUUGGAUGGUCGUCUCGUCCUAGUGUGGGACUCCUCAGCAGUGAGCAUCCACGAUCCCGCCUCGUGAGAUUCCAACCCAGGACCUAUCAGUCUCGUGCGUGAGCGCUUAACCACUAGACAACUGAGCCGGUCGGUAUCCAACAGUGUUAAUGUCUAACUUCAGCUAAUCCUCGAAAUUAAGCAACACAUCCAUCAUUGUCUUCAAUGAAUUACUAUCUCAUAACAAACCCAGUUGAACUCAAAUAAAAGUUUAUUUCAAAUUGUAAUUUCUACGCAUCAAUGUUUUGAAUAAAUGCGGAAUAACAAGAAUAGGGUAUCAAACAUAAUUGAUUUACUUAACUAUUCUAAGCCUGCACUUAACAUUUUAUACGCAACCUUAAAAUAUAAUGAUUUAUACAAUAUACAUGUUCAUAUAAAUGAGUAAACAUAUAUAUAUCCAUAUAUACUAUUGAAGCACUCUCAUUUUAUCAUUUACAAUAAAAUAUGCUAUUCACUAAGUAUUAUUCAAUAGGAAUAAUAAUAUAUAUUGCUUUAAUGAAUUCAAUUUAUACACAUUCUAAUCAUUAUUAUAAUGGACUUUUAGAACAUUCUAAAAGAAAUUCAUACGAUGCUAUAAACUUUCCAUUGAAAACAAUUCAUGGACGUAAAUAUGAUAUGGAAGAUGGAGCUGGAUUUGUACCAGAUAAUUAUGGUAAUCAUGGUAACCACGAUGAUGAAGAUUAUGAUUCAUAUGAUAGUAAUAAUUAUGACGAUGGUGAAGCGCAUAAUUAUGGUCAUGUUAAUUUAGCAGAAAAAUCAAUGAAGAAAUUAAAAGAGUUAAAACGUCGUAAAUACAAUGAAUAUUAUAAAGGUGAUGAUGAAGAAGAAGAGGGCGAAAAUGGUACUGAAGGACCAAAUCAACAACCAACUGAAGCACCAAGACUUCCACCCCCAUCAAAUUCUCUCGCAGAGUAAAGUAUUCACUUACUAAUUCAGAGUAUUCAGAUAAUAAAUUUAAAAUAUCAAUAUGUAAAUGAAUUAACUGACUUUUUUAAUGAUCUAAUAUCAUGAAUAUAUGUUGUACGAUUUAAUAAAACAAUAAUGUCAUCAAGUGUUUAUU